Nerophis ophidion (straightnose pipefish) is the source of this 423-nucleotide messenger RNA. RefSeq names its product complement C1q tumor necrosis factor-related protein 4-like. The transcript is spliced from 2 exons. The record is from RefSeq and is a predicted model, not a curated record. Gene Ontology annotation, molecular function: protein binding. Lineage: Eukaryota; Metazoa; Chordata; Actinopteri; Syngnathiformes; Syngnathidae. Bases 1 to 423 code for a protein of 140 amino acids.
AUGUGUCACCCCACAGCCAACGCCGUGGUGGUGUUCUCAGCGGGGCUGGAAGGAAGAGCUGGUACCACUAAGGCCAGCAAUGGGGAUCAAAUACUGGUCUACAAUAAGAUGGUGAUCAACGUGGGUGGUGGCUAUGAUGACAGCACAGGCAUUUUCAAAGUCCCCAUCAAGGGCCUCUACUUUGUCACCUUCACCUGUGGAAAAUGUUAUAAUUAUAAUAUGGGGGCAUGGGUGACGAAGAACAACCAUGACAAGCUGAUAUGUGUGUUUGACGACAAUAACGGUAACAGCAGGAUUACCAACAGCAUUGUGGUGGAAAUGGAGGUGGGAGACGACCUUCGGGUUUUCUUGGAGAAUGGUCACACCAUCCUCACCACUUGUAUACGCACCACCUUCAGCGUCUUUCUCAUCAAGCGCAUGUAA